UCUUCAAGUUUUUUUUUCAAAUCCAAGUGUGUAUAUUUAUUUUCAUUUAAAAAAAAUGGAAAAAUUAUGCAAUUUAUAAAUAAACUAUUGCAUCAAUUUAAACUUCAAUAUAACAACAAUAUAAUUAUCUUCAAAUAAAACUUAAAAUAUAUUGAUUUAAAGUCAAAAAAAUGUGUCAUUUUUUUUUCUUGGGAAAGUAAAAAAAAAAAACCCACCAAACCAACAAAAAGUUUUUUUAUUUUAUUUUUUUUCCCAUACAACUUGUCUCCGUAUACAAGUUAGUAGAGUAGAGAAAUACGUCGGUUUUCGAUUCGAUUCGAGUUUUUCCUUUCGCCUUCGCCGCCGUACUGAAGUCUGAGUGCCUGUGUGUAUGAGUGGUUUUUUGUUGUAUGUAUUUGUUUAAUAUCCUAUACGAACGUGUGGAAAAUUGAUUCAGAUUCGUAAAAAAAAAUGCCGUCCACCACACAGCAGCAGUGUGUAUAUCGGGAAAAUUAAAUAUGGCGUCGCGGGUUGGAACCAGAACCAGUUUUCUGCUGCUCUUUGUUUAGGGGAUUUGAUGGAAGAAAAAAAUAAUCAUCAUAAAAAUCCACCAAAAUCUUCCCUGAAUUAAAACCAGAAACAAACCAGAAAAUCAAAAUUCAAAAAGGAUCUGUGUGUGGAUUGUGUGUGGAUCCUUUUUUGAUCUUUGCCUUUUUUUUUAUUAACCAUGUCUUGAGACACACACAAAGGUUGGCUAAAUUUUGUUUUGCGUGUGAUUAUUAUACAAAAAGCUUUAAUUGUAACUUAGCAGAGCAAAAUUUUGAAAGAAAAGAAAAGUGGCAAGUGAAGAAAAAAAUAAUAAAUUUAUUUUUUGUUAAUUUGUUCUGGGCUUCUGGGCAAUAAAGUUGUCCAAGUCGUUGUCGUCGUCGUUGGGUUGCUUUUGUACACACUCGAGUCGACGAGUCGACGAGAAACCGACCACAAAUCGUUGUUAAAAGAAGAGAUUUGAAGAUGCCGAUGGCUGCGGUGUACGUGAGACGGUCUCGUCGGAAAGGUGCAAACCGAAUUGCCUUGCCCUCGAGAGCAUCUGAUAAUGUUCUGGAGCCUUUACUUCAAAAUUUGCCAACAGUUGGAGCUGCUCCAUCUGGAACUGGUGGCCCAAGUGUUGCUGCAGCCACUGGUGGUUCGAGUUCAUCGUCUAGUUCGUCGGUAAAUUCCUCAAAUGCAUUCAACACAAAUGGUAAUACAAAUGGGCCAUCGACAUCAUCGUCAUCUUCCUCCUCAAAUUCUUCGUCAUCAUCAUCGUCAUCAUCAUCAACAUCAUCUACCACCACUGCAACAUCCACAUCUUCCACAUCGUCGUCUGCGACGUCUACAAGUGCUGGUAGCGGCCCAGCUGCAACUAGCACUAGUUCUUCAGCACCCAAUUGCAUAAAUAGCACAAAUUCCAUGACUAAUACAAGUAGUAGCACAGCUGUUAAUUCAACAGCGUCAUCAAGCUUUGUCUUGCCCUCAACGUCAGCCAAUGUAACUGCAGUUGCAGCUCCAGCUGCUGCAACCGUAAGCAGUUGCUCUUCAAUAGGAUGUUGCCAUCAGUCACCAUACGAUCUGCGUCGUAAAUUACCAUCUUCUAGCCAUGAACAAUGGUGUGUUGCCAGUACGAGCAGUGCUGCUGGCAGUGCAACAGCAUCAUGCUCGGCAGCCACUGUUCCGACGGCAGGUCCUUCGUCAGGUGUUGUGGCAUGCGGUGGUAACUUCAGUUCUCAUUAUCACGCAAUCACUCCAUCGACAUCAACGUCUGCCUCGUUAAACUGUGAAGACAGCUGUUAUAUGCUUCCAGCGCGAAAACGAUCCAAGAGGAUGUACACGGCUACAAGUACAGAAACUAGUGGUCCAUCGGCUGCCCACUAUUUGCAAUACGAAAUGCCUGACGAGGUUCUUCUUACAAUAUUUUCCUACUUACUAGAACAGGACCUUUGUCGGUUGUCGUUAGUUUGCAAGCGUUUCAAUACAAUCGCCAAUGACACAGAAUUGUGGAAGCGCCUCUAUCAAUCUGUAUAUGAGUACGAUCUGCCACUCUUCAAUCCGGAAAUAUGCAAAUAUGUCUUUGUGAAAGCAGAAGACUCAGACUAUGCUAAUCCAUGGAAAGAGAGCUUUCGGCAGCUUUAUCGCGGCAUUCAUGUGCGUCCUGGUUAUCAGGAUAAAAAGUUUAAAGGCCGCCAUAUAAUUCAUUUUAAUACAAUUCAAGCAGCUCUCGAUUAUCCAGAUGAUAAAAUACCACAUCCUCCUUCGAAUAAUCCAGCUUUAAAUGCCGCUGCCAACAUUGGCAUGCCGAAUAGUAUUUCUGGUCUGAGCUCACAACAAAACGCUGCCAACUUGUAUGGAGCAGACGACAAUACCAGUCCAGAAAAUGUGGGCACUUUAAUAUUUCUGCAUGGUGGCCAUUAUAAGGGUGAAUAUUUGUUCAUUGAUUCGGAUAUAGCUUUGAUUGGGGCGGCGCCGGGUAAUGUGGCAGAAUCGGUAAUUUUAGAACGAGAGGCAGGUUCCACAGUGAUGUUUGUCGAGGGCGCAAAGUAUGCCUAUGUGGGAUACAUCACUCUGAAGUUUUCGCCCGAUGUUACAUCAACUGUUUCGCAUCACAAGCACUAUUGUCUGGACAUUGGUGAAAAUUGUAGUCCUACAGUAGACAAUUGCAUUGUUCGUAGUUCAUCGGUAGUUGGGGCUGCAGUUUGUGUUGGUGGAUUGAAUGCAAAUCCAGCGAUUAGGAACUGUGACAUUAGCGAUUGUGAGAAUGUGGGACUGUAUGUGACUGAUUAUGCCCAGGGCACGUACGAGCACAAUGAAAUAAGUCGCAAUGCACUAGCCGGAAUAUGGGUUAAAAAUUUUGCUAGUCCCAUUAUGAGGGAAAAUCACAUUCAUCAUGGGCGUGAUGUUGGAAUAUUUACAUUCGAAAACGGAAUGGGAUACUUUGAGAAAAAUGACAUUCAUAAUAAUAGAAUAGCUGGAUUUGAGGUAAAAGCUGGUGCUAAUCCUACUGUGGUCAAGUGUGAAAUUCAUCAUGGGCAGACUGGUGGCAUUUAUGUUCAUGAAAAUGGACUUGGACAAUUUAUCGAGAAUCGUAUACAUUCCAAUAAUUUUGCUGGUGUUUGGAUAACCUCCAACAGCAAUCCCACUAUUCGUAAGAACGAAAUUUACAAUGGUCAUCAAGGAGGUGUAUACAUAUUUGGCGAGGGACGUGGACUAAUUGAACACAAUAAUAUUUAUGGAAAUGCAUUGGCUGGCAUUCAAAUACGCACCAAUAGUGAUCCUAUUGUCCGCCAUAACAAGAUCCAUCAUGGCCAGCAUGGAGGCAUUUAUGUGCAUGAGAAAGGCCAAGGCCUGAUUGAAGAAAACGAAGUUUAUUCCAAUACUUUGGCUGGAGUAUGGAUCACGACUGGUAGCACGCCAGUUCUUCGCCGAAAUCGUAUUCACUCUGGCAAACAGGUCGGUGUGUAUUUUUACGAUAAUGGCCAUGGUAAGCUAGAAGACAACGACAUUUUUAAUCAUUUGUACUCGGGAGUGCAAAUACGAACAGGAAGCAAUCCAGUGAUUAGAGGAAAUAAAAUAUGGGGUGGCCAAAAUGGAGGAGUAUUGGUCUACAAUGGUGGCCUUGGGCUUUUGGAACAAAAUGAAAUAUUCGAUAAUGCCAUGGCAGGUGUUUGGAUUAAAACAGAUUCAAAUCCAACACUGAAAAGAAAUAAAAUCUACGAUGGUCGAGAUGGUGGCAUUUGCAUAUUUAACGGUGGCAAGGGCAUUUUAGAAGAGAAUGAUAUAUUCCGAAAUACUCAGGCUGGUGUACUGAUCUCAACGCAAAGUCAUCCCAUCCUCCGGAGGAAUCGAAUAUAUGAUGGCCAAGCUGCCGGUGUUGAAAUCACAAACAAUGCCACAGCUACACUUGAGCAUAAUCAAAUAUUUAAAAAUAAAUUUGGUGGUUUGUGUCUGGCAAGUGGAGUGCAGCCCAUUGUUAGAGGCAAUAAUAUAUUUAACAAUGAGGAUGAAGUCGAAAAGGCGGUAUCGGGAGGACAGUGUUUGUACAAGAUAAGCAGUUACACUUCAUUUCCCAUGCAUGAUUUCUAUAGAUGUCAAACGUGCAAUACAACCGAUCGUAAUGCAAUUUGCGUGAAUUGUAUUAAAAAUUGUCACGCUGGCCAUGAUGUGGAAUUCAUCAGACAUGACAGAUUCUUUUGUGACUGCGGUGCUGGCACCUUAACAAAUCAAUGUCAGUUACAAGGUGAACCCACUCAAGAUACUGACACCCUUUAUGAUUCAGCAGCUCCAAUGGAAUCUCAUACUUUAAUGGUCAACUAGGAUAUUAACUAAAAAAACAAGUAAAAAACAAAAAAAAAAUUUAAAAAAAUCACAAAUAAGAACAAAAAAUAUAGAAAAAAAACUAUGAGUUAAAUGCAAAAAUCAAAUUAUUAAAGUAAUACAUACCUUACAAAAUAAAAAAAAACUUAAGUCCACAAAACAAAAAAUAUUACUUCAACUAAAAAAAACCUACACUACAUUUAACAAAACUAGUUUAACCAAUUAGAUUACGGCUUACUCAUAUAGCUAUAUUAUAUUAACACACACACAAAACACAACAACAAAAAAAGAAGAAUUAUUCAUGUUUAAAACAAAUUCACUGAAGUAAAACUAAAACACCCCCCAGAAAUAUAAAUUGUCGAAAAAAAAAGUAAUAAAUAAAAAACUUUUAACAAAAAAAAAAAAAAAAAAAAAAAUGCCUCUAAAACGAAAAUAAAAAUUCAACGUAAUCAAACAGAAAGCAAUUGUAUUUGUGUAUACGUAGAUGAUUAUAAAAAAAAACAUUCUUCUUUAAACAGAAAAUAGGUAAAAUUGAAAUUAUUAUACAAUUUCAAAAAAAAAACUAACCCAAUUCAUGUUACCACUAUUGUAUUGAAAAAAAAAAAGAAAAAAAAAUCUUUAUCUUAAAAAGUACGAAACGGGAAUAAAAUAUAUAAAAAAUUAAAUUAAAUUAAAAAAGAAAAUUAAUUAAAAAAAAAUUAAAUUAAAAAAAAAAAUAUAUUCUAAGCUAGAAAUACAUCAUCCCAGUUGCAAUAAUUUUUUGAUAGAUUUGUUUUUGUUUUUUUAUUUUUUUUAUAUAAA
Messenger RNA from Episyrphus balteatus (marmalade hoverfly), 5127 nucleotides. RefSeq names its product F-box only protein 11 (gene FBXO11). Gene Ontology annotation, biological process: regulation of apoptotic process; ubiquitin-dependent protein catabolic process; protein ubiquitination. The transcript is spliced from 8 exons. Gene Ontology annotation, molecular function: zinc ion binding; protein binding. The record is from RefSeq and is a predicted model, not a curated record. Lineage: Eukaryota; Metazoa; Arthropoda; Insecta; Diptera; Syrphidae. The coding region runs from base 991 to 4326 and encodes 1111 amino acids.